Phytophthora sojae is the source of this 1242-nucleotide messenger RNA. RefSeq lists its product as hypothetical. The record is from RefSeq and is a predicted model, not a curated record. The transcript has 2 exons. Gene Ontology annotation, molecular function: transmembrane protein transporter activity. The coding region runs from base 6 to 974 and encodes 322 amino acids. Gene Ontology annotation, cellular component: mitochondrial outer membrane; mitochondrial outer membrane translocase complex. Gene Ontology annotation, biological process: protein import into mitochondrial matrix. NCBI's taxonomy places the organism in Eukaryota, Oomycota, Peronosporomycetes, Peronosporales, Peronosporaceae.
UCGCCAUGGGGAGUGCACCGAGCAAGACCGAGCGCUCAGCCAGCAAGCGGUACCCCGUGCUGGCCACCAGCGCGGCUCCCGAGGGAGACCUGCCCGUGUUCAUGCAGCAGGUGGAGGAGAUCGAGAAGGAGCGCGCCAAGCUGCCCAACCCGGGCCUGUACGAGAACGCGCCCAAUGAGCUCAAGGGCCCCGUGAGCCCCGACGCCUUCGACGGCUUCCGCUUCGACUUCACGCGCAUCCUGGGCGCGCGCUGCUCCACGUCGCACUCGUUCCUGCUGGGCACGCCCAUGAUCCCCGGCGGUCUGUACCAGUUCGGCGCCAACGUCGUGAUGGGGGACCCCAUGGACCCGUCCACCUUCCUCAUGAGCAAGAUCACACCCGACGGCUACCUGGACGCGCGGUGGAACCAGCGGCUCUCGGGCAACUGGAAGAUGCGCGUCAAGUCGCAGCUCAAGAACGAGGAGCACGGCUCCCAGGCGCUCGCCGACUUCGACUACGUCGGCGAGGACUUCACCUGGAACAUGAAGAUCUCGAACGGCCCGCUGCUCGGCGUCAGCUACCUGCAGAGCGUCACGCAGAACCUGGCUCUUGGCGGCGAGGCCUACUACCACGGCAAGCACCGCAAGGUCAUCUCGGCCUACGCCGGCAAGUGGAGCGAGCGCGACUGGGUGGGCAUGGCCACCUACGGCGCCAUGGGCACGUUCCAGCUCGCGUACCUGCGCAAGGUGGGCCACCGGAUCCGCUACGGCUCCGAGCUCGUGUACAACCACGCCUCGGGUGAGGCGCAGACCACGUGCGGCGUGGAGAUGGACCUGGGCCAGACACGGUUCGUGUCCAGCGUGGACUCGACGUUCCGCGUAGCGACGAGCAUCGAGUCGCGUGUGCUGCCCAACUUCGCGCUCACGCUCUCUGCCGAGGGCUUCCCGCUCAAGGACGACUUCAAGUUUGGCUACGGCGCGCAGCUUUCAUUCUAGAUAUAGAGUCGCAGCGCAGUGCAGCUCGAGUCGGAGGAUAGCAAACAACCCACGCGCCCACCCAGCCAACUGAAUAGCACGAGGCAAGGCAGGCGAGGGGCGAGUCAGGACACGCCGCGUGGAUCACUCGCGCUGAUCGCCCGGGUUUCGGCUCAGCUCCCGCGGCGCAGCUCUCCCGUCGACCCCGCGUUGUUAGUUCCGCGGCCUAGAGAUCACAAGGAGCUCGGUUUCUGCAACUCUUCCAAUUGACUGUUUUGUUUGCCUAUUA